GUCAGUGUUAAAAAAAUCCUAACCUUCAAUCCUUCUACCUUCUAGGUUCUGUUUUAUUUUUUAAUCAAUCAACAGAUUUAGCACCUGAAAUUUGUAUCACUCUAUCAGCAUCGUACAAAUUACAGCGAUGGAUGCCUCACCAGGCCAGAAAGCAGUAGAAGUAAUGCAAAUGUACCACAAAGAUCUUGUUUUCAAAAUACCUUUAGGAGCCCCAAUAAAGAAAGUGAGGAAAAAGGUAUUGGAUGAAGAAACUUACGUUGAGGAAAUUGGCAAGAUUAUUCAAAGAGACUUCUUUCCCGACUUGGAGAAACUAAAAGCUCAAAAUGAGUAUCUAGAUGCUAUGGAACGUAAUGAUACAAGUAAACUUAAGGAACUUUAUGAGAAAUAUAGUGGAAAAAAACCUCCAAUUCAACGAUUACCAAGUCCUGCAACUUUUGAAACACCUGCAAACAUCCACUCCCAAAAUGAAGAUCAAGUUUUUGAAGAAAUUCAAGAUAAGGAUGAUGAAAAGCCAAAAGAGAAACAUGUAAGCUUAGAUCAGUACCUAAAUUCCCACACUUCACAAGAUAAUGAAAGUUUUGAGGAACUCUUGAUAGAAGCCGAAAUGAGGCACAAAGAAAAAUAUUCUUUUCUAUAUGGAGAAGAAGAAAAAACUGUGAGUGAGCAAGAAAAAAUGUUAACUCUACCGUCAAUAGAACAACAAGCAAAAUGUUGUGAGAAAAAACCGCAGCUAGAUAUGUGGGGUUACAAAAAUAAGAAUUAUAUCAUGUUUACACCAGAUGGGGUACAACUGACCAAGGAAGAACAAGCAGAAGUGAACAAAAAUAGGCAAGAAGUUGUUCAUACGAAUACCAGAUUAACUGUGAAUCCAUUUAAUGAGGUACAAAGUAAGGAGACCAUUAAUGAACUUGCAAAGACUCAAGCCAAAGUUUUGGAUGGAAAAAUAGGUGUUGAUGGUAAAGAGCUCCUGAAACCAGACACUCCAAAAGUAAAUGGUUUCAGCUUUGUGAGGGAGCCCUCACCAUCCCCAAGUUUGAUAAGCAGUCCUUUGAUGACAUGGGGUGAAAUUGAAGGCACACCAUUUAGGUUAGAUGGCGGAGAUACUCCUUUGCCAAGGUCUCAAGGGCCAUCAUUCAAAAUAUCGGAACCACCCAGGAGAGAACAAAUUGCAUUGGCACUAGCAGAAAAAGUAGGGGAGAAGAAUAGAGAUCAAAAGAAGAGGAAUUUAGAUGCACAAAGAAGACAGUUGCAAUCACCCAGACCAAACACUUCAGCAGUAGAUAGACUAUCAACAAUGUCUCCAGCAGCAAGAAGACUAGCUACGGCAAGAUUGAAACUUGGCGUGAAUUCCGAUCUCAUGUCCACAUAUUCUCCGAGUCCUCAAUCGCGGCAAUUGACACCAAAAACCCCAAAAAGGGUGUCAACGCCUUUGGUUAAGAGUAAAAAGGCACAACCCACCACGGAGGUUUCCACGGAUGAUUUGUUGAAUAUCAGUUUGCCAAAAAGGCAUCGGGCGUCCGACUUUUUUUAGUGCUAUUGGUUGCACAUUUAAGUGUAUUUAUUUUAAAUGGUGAUCGAAUAAUAAAUGAUAUAUUUUAUUUAGACA
Acanthoscelides obtectus is the source of this 1606-nucleotide messenger RNA. NCBI's taxonomy places the organism in Eukaryota, Metazoa, Arthropoda, Insecta, Coleoptera, Chrysomelidae. The record is from the annotation of a GenBank genome assembly.